GAUGCAGUGCUCAGGGACAUAAUUUAGCAGUGGGUUGUUAGAGUUAGGGUAGUAUGGUUAGGUUGUGGUUGGACUUGAUGAUCUUGAAGGUCUUUUCCAACCUGAGCAAUUCUAUGAUUCUAUCCUUAUUGCUCAUAAAGAAAGUUGCAUGCAUGAAAAUACUGUCAGCUGUCAUUUCUUGCCAGCAGGCAUUAGUUUCAUUUGAAAUCUGCUUUAUUCAUUAAUCAUUUCUUUUAAGUGUUACACAAAAAUGGUGUUUUGUUUUUCAUCGUAUUUGUCUGUAGUGUUGUCUAAUUUAUCACCAGAGCAGAAACCUGGAGGUAAAGUACUGGCUUUCGCCUGUGUGUGAUCUAAGUGCUACGACAAAAACAUUGAUAGGAAAGCCACAGCAAGUUCAUCUUCAUGAAUGCAUUUUUAGCUUAAGAGGAGCUUAGGCUUUAAGCCCCAGUAACAAUUUACUUGGAAGCAGCAACAUGCUGUGUGUGGCUCUACAUCAAUCUUAUGUGAGUUAUCCGUAACCCUCCUCCCCUAUAUCUCGCUGCUGGUAGUAAUCCCAUUAGAUGAUUACAUCUGGUGUCCUCAACAGACGGAUUUAGUCAAUUGAAAAAGUACUCCAGGUGGUUUAAUCGACUGUGUGGUCAUUUUAUAACCAGAGCCACUUGUACCUACAGCUUUGCUGUAAGUGGAGUGGAUCUAUGGCCUGUUACAAUGCUCUAUCAUUUGUGCACUUAACAAUCUAGUUAUUUAGUUAAAACUACAAUCAUUGAGAAGUUUGAAGAGUUUUCUUUUCCUGUGAAAUUGUCUUUAGAAUGGAUCUGAGGAACUGGGGAGAAUGGUUUUAGAUUCAGUCAAGUGAAUGAAUUUUGCAGAAUCAUGAUUACUUAGUGCAUAUGCAGUACCUAAAUGGAAACUGUGAUUGGUCACUAUCUUUUGGGAUGUGGGGAUAGCUGGGGAAGAUGCUUGGUUUUUGGUGUAGCUGUGUUAUUGAAAUCUGUUGUCCAGCUUUCCUUCAGGGAAGCACCUCUUGUUAAAUGCAAGCUGCACAGAUACAACAGUUAGUGGCAAGGAGGUAUGGUUUGAUCUGCAGUAUUCACAAUACAAAACAAGCAGAGCAGAAUCUGACCUGUACAGACGCAUCAAGCGAGGCAGUAACACUGUACUUGCAGGCUGUGUUGUCCAGGAUGGUGAGCUCUAAGUGUUUGUACAGCUGGGGUGUGCUGUAAAUUUUUUGUUUGGCUGAAGUGUUUUGGUAACACAAAACAUCUUGUGUUGAUAGAAUAUAGGAAACAUAGACUGUUUCUGAGUUGUAUAAAGAAGGGGAAAAGGCUGAUAACCUACUUCAAGGGUUAGUUACAGUUAGCUAAUUGUAUGUUACUGUACUUUCAUUACUGGCUAAAACAAAUACAGUAUCUUCUGGCUAUAAUGAAAAGAAUGUAAUAGAAAAUAUGGAUUGUCAAAGGGAUUACACAGUAGAAACUUUCAGUUAUUAAAGUUUUACUGCAUCUUCAGAGUGGCCAAAAGGAAAGCAUAGGAAACUCUGAACUGGCCUGUUUCUUCUAAAAAUGAGGUAGGAUCAGAGGAAAAGCACUGAACUGACCUUCUGCAGUAGCAGAUAAAUACAACCCUAAUUCCUAGGAAAGGAGAACAUCAAAAUGUUGUGUUGGGACAGUGCUGCAAGUGCACCUUUUUAAAGAUCCACCAAGGUAAAAUACACAGAAUGUUGAGCUGCAUUGUAUUGCUCAGGUUUUGACUGUUAACCUUACUGCUGAAGCAUGGAAAAAAAAAAAACAAGAACUGGAAAAGCAUUAUUCUGUAACACAUUGCCAUCGCCGUAUCACCCAAGUCGUAGUCUGAUUUAAGCCUACUGUGCCUGAAGGGUUACUAAAUAUGCAAUGUAAAAACUGUGAUUCUUUCCUUUCUGGAAAGGUCCUGCUCUUACCAGAGGGGUGCCUACAAAUGCUGAGGGGAUGAUGACUGGCAUUGACAAGGAACAAGGCGUAAUGAACUGUGAGGCAGAUGAUGAAUAUGACAUCCAUUCCACAUUUGUCAUUUGGAGGUCAUCUCAUUGUCACCGGCAAAAUACAGGAAAGCAUAAAGACUAAAUUUAGUUCCUUGUAGACUUUGCUUGAAUGACAGCUGUCAGAGCAAGUUGGCCACCCUGACAAAGCAGGACAGCAGACAGGCUCUCGUAGCCUCUCCUUGGCCUUGCUGCUUCUGUACCUAUGAAUGGGGUGUUGUACCUCAUGGCAGUUUGUAGACCUGUGCCCAUCACAGCUCUUCUCAGGUCCCCUCUUGCCUGCUUUGUAGUAGUUAUGCCAGUCUACUGGCAUGGGAAAGCCUUGAUGCACUGGGCACAUUAUUCGGAUCUGAACAAGUCCCUGUUUCAGUGGGAUCAAGGUAAAUGCUGUGUGUGUGCUGCUACCUCAUGGUGAUCAAUGGAUGAGUAGAACUGGGGAGGUCAGAUAUGCCAGGCUUUGCCAGGAGGAUGUCCAGACUACUAUAAACAACUGGGUGGAUACUUCUCCACUCAUAACUCCUGAGAAUGUCCCAACUUCACUUCUGAAGAAGCACGUCACCAAGUUGUCUUCUGUCCUCUGGUCACAUUUCAUUGGGCUUCCUACUCUAGGGAUGUCUCCCAGCAUCAAGACACCAGUGUGAUAGGAUAGAGCUGCUUUUGAAGAAGCCUAGAAUAAGACUCGAGUUUGGUUUAUGAACUGGUGCAUUAUACUGAGUUCAGGUUCCUUGUAUUUGCUCUGUGGUGCGUUCUUCAGAGCUCAUCUUUCCUCAAGACAUCUUCAACUUUCAGUUGUUUCUGAAGUACCAUUGUGUUAAUUGACCACUGAACCAAUGGUACAGCUUUAAUCCUCACUGCUCCUUAGCCUUGUGCUUAAUGAUGAAAGAUGCAGAGGAAUAGUUGAAGCUGGCAACAAACCCUGCUGAAGCGAAAUAACUUAGCUUAUGUGUUUGUUAACUAAAGUGUUUCUCAGAAGCAAUGAGAUUAAGUGGAUCAGCUGGUGUGCUGUGCCUAGUGGAAAGAAGCUUAUUUAAAUUGAGAGGAGCAGAGAAUCUGUGCCUCAGUACUAAAGGAAGAUGGACUCCACAGAAGACCUUGACUAUCCUCAAAUCAUCUUUCAAUACAGCAAUGGAUUUUUAGUCUCAAAGGUAAGAGCCGUAAAUCAGUCUUGGAUAGAAAUCUUAAAAGCAUACUGAAAGAAAUACUGAAGGAUCUCACCUUAGUUCCUUAAUGUAAAUCUUUGGAAAGAAAACUGUCUGAAACCAUCCAACCACAUGAACUGAAAUCAUCCUAUCUACUUAUCUAGCUGUGAAGGAAAUUUGAAAAGACAAAAGUUUGAGAAUUUUGGCUCCUGAGGUUAGAGUUAAUGUUUAUUGAGAUCCUGCUGACCUCUGGGAGAUUGGAUGAGCAGAUCUUGUCUCUGCUUGAAGCUUUAAAAGCACGGUGGUUUAUAGCUGAGAGAGCUUGUCUGACUGCGUCAAAUGACCAAGGCUCCUUACAUCACAGGAUUUCUUCUCAUUUUUUUGUUUGGAGUUUGAGAAUCAGAAGACUGCCUUGUGUUGCUGCCUUUCCCCUUUUCAUACACAAUAAAUUGCAAGAUUUUUCAAAUAUGUUCUGAGAGAGUUUCCUUCCUUCUCAUAGGAUUUUUCAGUGCAUAUAUUGCAGAAGGCAAUUUUUGGUAACUUCCAUGUAUUGCCACUUUUCAGGUGGAAGAAAGAGUCUAAUAUAAUGACUUCAAAAAAGGUGGUCUUUUUCACAUUUUUUUUUUCCAGAUAGCAUCUGAUUAAGGCACAAGAUUAGAAUGAGUAGUUUCAAUUUCAUUAAUACUUGCUGAUGUUGUUUGUCUUUGCAUGUGCAAUGGGCAGAAAACACCUGUCUUCCAGCGAAGUGGAGUUUUUUUCUUCAUUUACAACUCUAGUUAUGUUUAAAACUCUAGUUGUCUGUCCUACCGUCUCCUGCUGCAUCUCUAGCCAACAUGGUCACAAAAGGAAUACACUUCAGAGGUCUGCAAAUGCUGCUGCAUCCAAAGGCUCCUGAAGUACAGAACAUUUAGUAAAGAGAGGAAAGAAUGGAUGUUGAGAGACCUUUUUGCUUGGUAAUGUUCACUGCCUGUGAGUUAGGAGUGUUUGAUCUUCUGCUGGAGUCAGGACAACCUCUAUCUUUAGAUGUCAUUGCUGCACGCUUGGGUACAAGCAUCAUGGGGAUGGAAAGACUUCUGGAUGCCUGCGUGGGACUGAAGCUUUUGGCAGUAGAGCUGAGACAAGAAGGAGCCUUCUACAGAAACACAGACAUUUCCAGUAUCUACCUUACGAAGUCAAGUCCCAAGUCUCAGUAUCAUAUUAUGAUGUAUUACUCCAAUACCGUCUACUUGUGCUGGCACUACCUGACUGAUGCUGUGAGAGAAGGAAGAAAUCAAUAUGAAAGAGCUUUUGGCAUUUCAUCUAAAGAUCUUUUUGGAGCCAUGUACAGAUCAGAAGAAGAAAUGCUAAAGUUCUUGGCUGGCCAGAACUCAAUCUGGAGUAUAUGUGGCAGAGAUGUACUUACUGCAUUUGACCUUUCCCCUUUCACACGGAUUUAUGACCUGGGAGGAGGUGGAGGAGCUUUGGCCCAAGAAUGUGUUUCCUUGUACCCAAAUUGCACGGUCACAAUUUAUGACCUGCCCAAAGUUGUACAAGUGGCCAAAGAGCAAUUGGUUCCCCCGGAGGAGCGACGGAUUGCCUUCCACGAAGGAGACUUUUUUAAAGAUUCAAUCCCUGAGGCUGACCUCUACAUUUUAUCCAAGAUACUGCAUGAUUGGGAUGAUGAGAAAUGCGGGCAGCUGCUGGCAGAAGUAUAUAAAGCCUGCAGACCUGGUGGUGGAGUGCUGCUGGUUGAAUCGCUCCUGAGAGAAGAUAGAAGUGGACCUGUGGAAACCCAGCUGUAUUCACUGAACAUGUUGGUGCAGACAGAAGGAAAGGAGCGAACAGCAGCAGAGUACAGCGAGCUCCUUGGAGCAGCUGGCUUCAGGGAGGUUCGAGUCAGGAGAACUGGAAAACUCUAUGAUGCUGUUCUGGGGAGGAAAUGAUACUAUCUUCUUUUCUCCAUAUGUACUUAGUAAUAUAGAAUAAUGUGAUAUUCUUUUCCUAGAGGGCUUUUAUAUGUGUAGCUUUUACUGAAGGCAAUCAACUUUUCUGUUAGCUGAUACGUUGUCAGGAGAAUCAUUAAUAAUACACUUUCAGUGUGGGUAGGUUGUGAAUUCAGCAGCCUGACUAGGACUUGCCUUUGGAUCUGAAUAGCGGAGAGAGAAAUCGAUACCUGUUCCACAAUAAAUUACCCAUGAAAGAAAUAUGCGGUGUUGCUGCUGACCACUUUACAUAUCUUUUUUCUUCUUUUCUAUUUUUAUUUUAACGGAGUACCUGACAAAAUCAAAGCUGAAUUUUCACUUGGAUUCCUGCAAAAUAAAACUGACCGCUGUACUGA
Molecule: messenger RNA, 5473 nt
Organism: Numida meleagris (helmeted guineafowl)
Lineage: Eukaryota; Metazoa; Chordata; Aves; Galliformes; Numididae
Gene: ASMT
Product: acetylserotonin O-methyltransferase
Exons: 8
Coding region: 4083-5078 (331 amino acids)
Biological process (GO): melatonin biosynthetic process; methylation
Molecular function (GO): acetylserotonin O-methyltransferase activity
Source: RefSeq, a predicted model, not a curated record